CCUUUUAUUUUGAAAUACUCGACCCGGAAACCGACACUGUUCCUCUUCUUCUUCCUCCCUGUCCUCCUGCUGUGUCCUGGACACACUUCAUCAUGGCUCAGGCUUUGCAGAAACUCGUUGCUAAAGUACCUACUUUAGUCGGAGCCGCUGUCACCUACUCCAGACCUCGACUAGCGACCUUCUGGUACUACGCCCGGGUGGAGCUCGUCCCGCCGUCCCCGGCUGAGAUCCCCAAAGCCAUAGAGGCUGCAAAGGGGCUCGUCAAGAGCUACCAGUCUGGACGUCUGGGACAAACCACAGUGAAGGAUGCUUUCAGGAAUGGACUCGUGGCCACUGAGGUGCUGAUGUGGUUCUACAUUGGAGAGUGCAUCGGCAAAGGAGGCAUUGUUGGAUACGAUGUCUAAAUAUUGUAUUGUUCUUUGUCUUUCCCUUUGCACUUAUAACUGUCACAUUCUCAACAACCUGCUCCAAAUUCUAAAAUAAACAGAUGUCUAUAGUCAGAUA
Larimichthys crocea (large yellow croaker) is the source of this 504-nucleotide messenger RNA. RefSeq names its product ATP synthase subunit g, mitochondrial. Bases 93 to 404 code for a protein of 103 amino acids. Gene Ontology annotation, molecular function: proton transmembrane transporter activity. Gene Ontology annotation, biological process: proton motive force-driven ATP synthesis. NCBI's taxonomy places the organism in Eukaryota, Metazoa, Chordata, Actinopteri, Sciaenidae. The transcript is spliced from 3 exons. The record is from RefSeq and is a predicted model, not a curated record.